Messenger RNA from Calidris pugnax (ruff), 1541 nucleotides. Its product is annotated as keratin-associated protein 10-8-like. Lineage: Eukaryota; Metazoa; Chordata; Aves; Charadriiformes; Scolopacidae. Bases 556 to 1299 code for a protein of 247 amino acids. The record is from RefSeq and is a predicted model, not a curated record. The transcript is spliced from 2 exons.
UGCCAUGCCAUGGCGUGCCACCCCAGCUCUUCUGUGCCCUGCCAUGCCACCCCCUCUCUUCCAUGCCAUGCCAUCUCAGCUCUGCUGUGCCAUGCCAUGCCGUGCCAUGCUGUGCCAUCCCAGCUAUUCCAUGCCAUGCCAUGCUGUGCCAGUUCAGUUGUGCUAUGCCACCCUAGCUCUUCCAUGCCAUGUCACCCAAGCUGUGCUGUGCCACCCCAGCUCUUCCAUGCCGUGCUGUGCCGUGCCAUGCCAUGGCGUGCCACCCCAGCUGUGCCCUGCCAUGCCACCCCGUCUCUUCCAUGCCAUGUCACCCUAGCUGUGCUGUGCCAUGCCAAUCUGUCUCUUCCAUGCCGUGCCACCCCAGCUCUUCUGUGCCCUGCCAUGCCACCCUGUCUCUUCCAUGCCAUGCCACCCCAGCUCUUCCAUGCCAUGCUAUGCCAUGCCAUGCCAUGGUGUGCCACCCCAGCUCUUCUGUGCCUUGCCAUGCCACCCCAGCUAUGCCAUGCCAUGCCAUCCCCUCUCUUCCAUGCCAUGUCACACUAGCCGUGCUGUGCCAUGCCAAUCUGUCUCUUCCAUGCUGUGCCACCCCAGCUGUGCCAUGGCAUGCCGUGCCACCCCAGCUCUUCCAUGCCAUGCUGUGCUGUGCCAUGCCAUGCCAUGGCGUGCCACCCCAGCUCUUCUGUGCCUUGCCAUGCCACCCCAGCUAUGCCAUGCCAUGCCAUCCCCUCUCUUCCAUGCCAUGUCACCCUAGCCGUGCUGUGCCAUGCCAAUCUGUCUCUUCCAUGUUGUGCCACCCCAGCUGUGCCAUGCCAUGCCACCCCGUCUCUUCCAUGCCAUGCUACCCCAGCUUUGCCAUGUUGUGCCACCCCAGCCGUGCCGAGCCGUGCCAUGCCAUGCCGUGCCGUGCCGUGCCACCCAGCCUGGCCUUGCCUGGCCUCACCCUCUCGCUUCCUCCCCAGUGCGGCUUCUUCAAGCGGAGCAGCCCCAAGUCCCGUUACACCACCAACUAUUACUGGGCCCGCCUGGGCCUGCAGCCCUCGGCCGAGCAGCAGGCGCUGGAGGGCGAGCGGUAACGCAGGGCUCUCCCGCCCCGGGGCCGGGGCUGGUGGCCACCCUCUGGGCUUCUUCCGCCGGGCUCGCUACGCGCCGCCGGCCGUGCCGCAGUACCACGCCGUGAAGAUCCCGCGGGAGGAGCGGCAGCAGUUCCGUGAGGAGAAGACGGGCACCAUCCAGAGGAAGGAGUGGGCCGCCAACCUCCACCAGGCCGGCGACGGCCACGUUGCCCCCAGCUCGGCCUAGCCCCCCGCCCCCGGAGACAGCAAUGGGGUGGCGGGGGGGACAUGGUGGCGAUGAAGAAGGGGGACACUGGACACGGGACACUGGGGAAGGGCCCUCUGGCACCGCGUGUGGGGAGGAACACGCGUGUGCCGGCACACACCUGCCUUUGCCGGGCGCACAUGGGGCCGCUGGUGGCGUCGGCCCCGCGGGGAGGGCUGGGCCCCACGGCCGUGCUCGACCCAAUAAAAGGAACGACCCCUCCA